Salvelinus fontinalis (brook trout) is the source of this 3948-nucleotide messenger RNA. RefSeq names its product dynein light chain Tctex-type 5. NCBI's taxonomy places the organism in Eukaryota, Metazoa, Chordata, Actinopteri, Salmoniformes, Salmonidae. The transcript has 2 exons. Gene Ontology annotation, cellular component: cytoplasm; cytoplasmic dynein complex. Gene Ontology annotation, molecular function: dynein intermediate chain binding. Bases 137 to 847 code for a protein of 236 amino acids. Gene Ontology annotation, biological process: microtubule-based movement. The record is from RefSeq and is a predicted model, not a curated record.
CUGUUGGUGGGUUGGCCAGUGUUCGCCUGAUAACUUUCCUUAGCAUGCAGAGGAGCGAGUGUCUGAGUCACAAAGCUUUUACCGGAGAGUUUAUCAUCAUACAGCACUCCAGUGAUUUUAAAAGGUUUGGCUCGAAAUGACGACCCAGCAGCCCCCUCUCUCCCAGGAGAUUCUGGCUCAGUGUAACCAGCAGGCCAUGGAACCAUGGGGCUCCCGGAAGCUUCGCCAGAGCCGCCAAGGCUCCAUCUCCACCCUCCGCAGCUCCCUGUCUAGGGACCAACAGCAGCAGCAGCAUCCCCGGUACCCUCUUCUACUCCCGAGGGGCUUCCUCCCUAUCGAGUCCUCAUCCAGGAUCCCCAAUAUCAGCAACCCAAACUCCCCUUUCAUACGCCGGGACUUGGUCGCCCUGACCAAGCGUUUUUCUUUUGGCGGUUGGCUUCAGGGCAGUCGGGCCAGUUUCUCUGGGUUUCCCCUCCAUCAGCCUGUCCAGCUAGAGAACACCUAUAAGACUGAACCAGAGAAGGGAUGUCUUUUUAAAGCCAGUAAGGUCCAGAAGCUUGUGCAAGCCAUGCUGGAUAGUUAUCUGGAUGGGGCCAGCUAUAACGCAGCCUCAGGCAGCCAUCUUAGCCAGAUUCUGUCAGACAUGGUGAAGAGCAAAGUGAAAGAGAUCAGUCCUCCGCGGUACAAGCUGGUGUGUCAGGUGGUGGUGGGGCAGAACAGGAACCAGGGUCUACGAGUGGCCAGUCGCUGUCUUUGGGACUCGCAACAUGAUGACUUUGCAGUUGCCAUGUUCCAAAACCAUUCUCUUUUCACGUUGGUCAUAGUCCAUGGAGUUUAUUGUGAGUGAGUCAUACGCACUGGCAACAACUAUACUGAACAAAAAUAUAAAUGCAACAUGUAAAGUGAUGGUCCCAUGUUUCAUGAGCUGAAACAAAAGCUCCCAGAAAUAUUCCAUAGGUACAAAAAGUUUAUUUCUCUCACAUUUUGUGAGCAAAUUUGUUGACAUCCUUGUGAGCAUUUGCCAAGUUAAUCCAUCCACCUGAUAGGUGUGGUAUAUCAAGAAGCAGAUUAAAAAGCAUGAUUGUUACACAGGUGAACCUUGUGCUGGGGACAAUAAAAGGCCACCAAAGUUUUGUCACGUCUCAAGUUGAGGGAGAGCGCAAUUGGCAUGCUGACUACAGGAAUGUCCACCAGAACUGUUGCCAGAUAAUUUUAUGUUUAUUUCAUAAGCCUCCAGAAACAUUUUAAAGAAACUGUCAGAAAUUGUCUCAGGGAAACUCAUCUACGUGUUCGGUGUAGUAACCGACUCCAGUGGGCAAAUGCUUACCUUCGAUGGCCACUGGCAUGCUGGGGAAGGGUGCUCUUCACCGAUGAAUCCUGGUUUCAACUGUACCGGGCAAAUGGCAGUGUGUAUGGCUUUGUGUGAGCGAGCAGUUUGCAGAUGUCAACAUUGUGAACAGAGUGUACCAUGGUGGCGGUGGGAUUAUGUUAUGGGCAGGCAUAAGCUACGGACAACGAACAAAAUUGCAUUUUAUCAAUGGCAAUUUAAAUGCACAGAGAUACCAUGACAAGAUCGAGGCCCAUUGUCGUGCCAUUCAUCUGCGAUCACUUCAUGAUUCAGAAUGAUAAUGCACUGUUCCAUGUCGCAAGGAUCUAUUCACAAUUCCUGGAAGCUGAAAAUGUCGAUUCUUCCACAGCCUCCAUAAUCACCAAACAUGUCACCCAUUGAGCAUAUUUGGGAUGCUCUGGAUUGACGUGUACAACGUGUUCCAGGUCCCGCCAAUAUCCAGCAACUUUGCACAGCCAUUGAAAAGGAACAGGACACCAUUCCACAGGCCACAAGCGGCCUGAUCCACUCUAUGCGAAGUAGAUGUUUUGCGCUGCAUGAGACAAAUGGUCACACCAGAAACUGACUGGUUUUCUGAUCUGCACCCCUACUUUUAUUUUAUUUUAAAGGUACAAUUGAAGUCAGAAGUUUACAUACACCUUAGCCAAAUACAUUUAAACUCCGUUUUUCACAAUUCCUGAAAUUUGUUCCUAGUAAAAAUUCCCUGUCUUAGGUCAGUUAGGAUCACCACUUUAUUUUAAGAAUGUGAAAUGUCAGAAUAACAAAGAAUGAUUUAUUUCAGCUUUUAUUUUUUUCAUCACAUUCAGAAGUUUACAUACACUCAAUUAGUAUUUGGUAGCAUUGCCUUUAAAUUGUUUAACUUGGGUCAAACGUUUCAGGCAGCCUUCCACAAGCUUCCCACAAUAAGUUGGGUGAAUUUUGGCCCAUUCCUCCUGACAGAGCUGGUGCAACUGAGUCAGGUUUGUAGGCCUCUUUGCUUGCACACACUUUUUCAGUUCUGCCCACAAAUGUUCUAUAUGAUUGAGGUCAGGGCUUUGUGCUGGCUACUCUAAUACCUUGACUUUGUUAUCCUUAAGCCAUUUUGGCACAACUUUGGAAGUAUGCUUAGGGUCAUUGUCCAUUUGGAAGACCCAUUUGCUAGCAAGCUUUAACUUCCUGACUGAUGUCUUGAGAUGUUGCGUCAAUAUAUCCACAUAAUUUUCCUGCCUCAUGCCAUCUAUUUUGUGAAGUGCACCAGUCCCUCCUGUGGCAAAGCACCCCCACAUGAUGCUGUCACACCCGUGCUUCACGGUUGGGAUGGUGUUCUCCGGCUUGUAAGCCUAAUUUUUCCUCCAAACAUAACGAUUAUGGCUAAACAGUUCUAUUUCUGUUUCAUCAGACCAGAGGACAUUUCUCCAAAAAGUACGAUCUUUGUCCCGAUGUGCAAUCUUCUUCCUUGCUGAGCGACCUUUCAGGUCGUCUUACUGUGGAUAUAGAUACUUUUGUACGUGUUUCCUUCAGCAUCUUCACAAGGUUUUGCUGUUGUUCUGGAAUUGAUUUCCACUUUUCGCACCAAAGUACAUUCUCUAGGAGACAGAACACGUCUCCUUCCUGAGCGAUAUGGCUGCGUGGUGCCAUGGUGUUUAUACUUACUUUUGUUUGUACAGAUGAACGUGGUACCUUCAGGUGUUAGGAAAUUUCUCCCAAGGAUGAACCAGACUUGGCGGUCCACAUUUUUUCCCCCUGAGGUUUUGGCUGAUUUUUGAUUCUCCCAUGAUGUCAAAGCACUGAGUUUUAAGGUAGGCCUUGAAAUACAUUCACAGGUACACUGCCAAUUGACUCGAAAUAUGUGAAUUAGCCUAUCAGAAGCCAAAGCCAUGACAUUUUCUGGAAUUUUCGAAGCUGUUUAAAGGCACAGUCAAAUUAGUGUAUGUAAACUUCUGACCCACUGGAAUUAGGAUAGUGAAAUAAUCAGUCUAAACAAUUGUUGGAAAAAUUACUUGUGACGCACAAAGUAAAUGUCCUAACCGACUUGCCAAACCUAUAGUUUGUUUUAAUGACUCCGACCUAGGUGUAUGUGAACUUCCGACUUCAACUGUGUGACCAGAUGCCUAUCUGUAUUUCCAGUCUUGAGCAAGCCGUAGAUUAGGGCCUAACAAUUCACAAGACAGAUUCUCAUUACUCAGUAAAAUCUUUGAAAUUUGUUACAUUUAUAUUUUUGUUCAGCGUAGAUCCAAAUUGUUGCAAGUAGCUAGUCCACCUGGAUGAACAGUAAUAAAGUCCUAGUUCCUAGGGCCAGAAUAUGUCAACUCUGGUGUAUGGCCAAGACUAGUUUGAGAAUGAAUUUGUAUUUCACCAACACCAUUGCCAAAUGUGCUUUUUGUACAAAUGUUAAGCUCAUGGGACAAAAAAGCUUAAACUGUUGUAUUUUCAGAUGGAAAUCAGACAAUUGUCAGACUUCAAAAUGGUCAAUGUGAUUACCAUAAACUUUAUUUUCCUCCAUUCGCCCAAAUACAGUACAUAGUGAUCAUAUCACAUGUCAAGACCAUAGAAUUACACAUUAAUAAAUAAAAUAAAUAGACAACAUUUGUCAAAAAAAUAAAGGUUCUUCUGAAAUAGCA